UCAAUACACAGUUUUAACAAUCAAAGUAUAAAUUCCAAGUACAUAGUGGUUCCACAAGAUCUGAAAUUAUCAAGAGAGAGUUCAAAAUUUAAGUAGUUAUUGCCAGUUUGCAGUCUUAUCUUCAAUUGAAAGUGUGAUACAAACUUCACAGAACAUUCACUUGACAUGGACAGAUGCAAAGAGUGGGUAACCCCAGUAGAGGACACUUUAAACGUUGCCAAAGCUUUGGCUCCACGGCAAACUAAGUGGUCUAGAUAUCAAGCAGAAGGAGGUAUGUUGGAGCUCGAACCCGACUCCGUCCGAGUCUCCGAUAAGUGGGUAGAAGUGAAAUACAUGCUGACGUCUGAACUUCGUGCCCAGUCUUCUAUUAUAGUUGAAGGGGUGGUCAUUGAUGACCCUAAAUGGUUUCAAGUGGAAUUCUGGGUUGACGCUAAAAAAGGCAGAUCAUCUUCUAAAAACGAUGCAUUAGACUUCUCGGUAAAGUUUAAACCCCGUCACGUAGAACUCUCCUCCUAUAGUUUGUAUAAAUAUCUGGGUGAGACGACAGAAGUUGAUGCAGAGUUUCCUUUCCGCCCAGGUCAACCGUUCUACCUCGAAUUCCACAUCACCGAAGAGAAGUUUAAGAUUGCGGUGAAUGGUUGGUCCUACGUGUACUACAAACACAAACUACCUUUCAAGUCAAUCAACAAAAUCCAGAUCUUUGGAGAUAUAAAUCUUACCAACGUCCAAUACGAGAAAUACGCCAAGUUUCCUACCCAGCUGCCAAAGGGAGUCUGGAUACGUGAAGAGGAUUAUAAUGAGGAACAGCAUGGUGAAAUAAUUAUUAAAGAUGCUAAUGUACCUGUACCUGAACCAGCAUGGAGUAGUGCCAUUUAAUCAGGGGACAGGAAACCAGAAGCCAUAGAUGUGUUGGUGUGAGACAAACAACGAACCCAGGGAGAGAAAAUUGGCCAACACAAGGGGGUUUUGAUGGAGGAAAUGUUAACAGGAAAUUGACCUUAGUCCAGUGUUGAUGUGAGGCAUUACUGAACAUAUCAGGAUAUGUCACUCGUGUUGAUGUAAACAAGAAAUGAUUGGUUUGAACUCACACUUACAUUGUACAGAAAUAUAAAUACGAAUUG
Molecule: messenger RNA, 1121 nt
Organism: Macrosteles quadrilineatus (aster leafhopper)
Lineage: Eukaryota; Metazoa; Arthropoda; Insecta; Hemiptera; Cicadellidae
Product: galectin-8-like
Exons: 12
Coding region: 166-876 (236 amino acids)
Molecular function (GO): carbohydrate binding
Source: RefSeq, a predicted model, not a curated record